UUUAGUGGUGAUAAAGUCCAGCUGGGGAAGGGGUUGGAGAGAGAGCCAGGUAGUAAGUUGAGAGUAAGAAAAGCUCUCCAGGUAAGAAGGCCUGAGAGAAAUCCUGAUUAAGCAGAGGAGAUACAGAAGGACUCAGAAGAGAACUUAAGAGGCUGGGUAGAAAGUGGCUCAGGGAAAAAUGCAGCACAGGUAAAAGGGCAGAACUAGCUGGACAGGGCUAGAAUCUAGAUUAGAGGGUGGGACUGGGUUCCCCUACUGGCCCUAAGGAAGGGGUUUGGAUAAGCAUCCCACAAUGGUUACUGAGCCUAGCAAGGGGGUUAUAGGCUGAGCUGAAGACUGGUUGAAGAAGAGCCCCAGAAAGGGAAGAAUUUUUGUUUGUGCUAAAGAUAUUUUAGGAAUUUAGGGGACUUUCAGUUUGGACAAUUGUGAACUUGGUGGACUUAAGAUAGUGACCUGGUUGGAGGGCUGAGUCACUGGAAGAGGAACUGCCAGAGCAACCAUUGGCAGGGAGUGCUGGCCAAGUGAGAGAGCUGCUAUGCCUCAUCCCUGGACAUGAGGGAGCACCUAGCAGAAGAACCCAAAAGGCUGCAGCAUACCUUAGAACAAGUUAUUGAUGACAAAUAUUUACCUGAAAGCCAUCAGAUUGCUAUGGAUGUGGAGAAUAAUAUCGAAAAAUAUCCUAUCAACUUACAGCCCCUGGAAUCAAAAGUGAAAAUUGCCCACCCCAAAGAGCAUGAAAAGGAGAAGGUAGAACACGCAGUCCUUGGGAGUAUUCAGCAAGCAUGGCGCAAAUAUCUACAGCGUCAGGAUUUGCCGCACCAGGACCACUUGGAGAAGCGCAGUCCCUCACCACCUUCCUUGUCAUCUGACAAGAUGAGCAGUUCGAUCAGCAUGAACACUUUUUCCGUUGGCAGCACUCCUACACAGCACAAAAGACCUGAAUUUAAAACUUUUCACAGUGGAAAGCAACAAUAAUCUUCUAUCAACCAUACACCCCCAAAAGGAACGUAUCAGAAGGGUUGAAAAAAAAAUUUCCAUAAUUUAGACUGUCAGGAAAAGGAUUGCCACCUCAGCCCCGCCAACCAAAAGAAAGAGAGAGAAAAAACAUUAUGGUGGUUCUGAGGGCUAACAACAGUGUCUGGCAGGCCUGAUUUAAACCUAAUGAUGAUAAAUGGUGGUGAUUGCUGCUUAAAUAGAAUGAUAAUUCCAUUUAAUUGGGAUGCCUUCAAGUGACACACAUGCUAGGCCAGGGCUGCCAAGCGGGGCACCCCUCAGCUGGAGAUGGACAAGCAACAAGCCUCCAUGAGAUGAUCCAGCAAUGUCAUCCUUAUUGCAGCUCUGUGUGAUCUCCCCCAAAUCACAACUUUUACUGUUAUAAUAGAUUCUGUUAAUUUGAGAUUGCCAUUUUAUUUAGGAGGAAAAGCCAUCUGUAGUGGGUCUCUCCAUUAGGCAGUUUCUAUAUUAAGGACCAAAUUGAGCCAUCCCAAGUAAUUUUGGUUGACUACCAUGGUUCUGAUUCCAGCUAUUGUAGGAAAAUAAAUGUACUUCAGAAUUCUUCAAAAAUCAUACCCCUUUCAAAACCUCCAGUGCACAGCUAAGAUCUUAGUGAUGUAAUCACUGGACUUCCGCUCAUUUCUAUCCUUUGCAUUUACAGAACAUUACAUUGUAUUUACAGCAGAACUUCCAUAAGGACAAUGCAUGCUUCAACUUUUACAAUGCAUUUGCAUUUUUCAAAGAAAAACCUUAAACUACUGAAAUUAUACACCUGCAUAAUUCAACUGGGCAGCAAGUGUUGCAUAUGGAUUUCAAAUGUAUAGUAGGCAUCCUCCUUUUCUGCCAUUUAAUAUAACAGAUUCAAACUUAAUUCAAAUAUAAUUCUUCAGUUACUCCCCAAUAAAUUUAGUACUGCUGCAAGUGUGCUAAAGUCCAGGAUAUCACUUCUGAGAAUUUUGUGGACAAACUAAAACAAAUUUUUGUUGUUAAACUUCAUCUAAUUUUGUACAUUUAUUUAUUCUUUUAAAUCUUUUUAAAAAUCUUGUGCCUAAAUCAGCACUCUGUUCACUGUUCUUACGCCAAUGUGAUUCUAUUUACUUUAUCCAUGGUGGUGUGUUGUGCCUGUGCAUGGUAGUAAGGUUGCAGCCUAUAUGUAAAACAUUCUUUCUGUCUUUUAGCCACCUCCUUCUCCAAAGCUUACCUUGGACUUUAUCAUAACUUUGGUCAGGAGUCCUUGUGGGAGGAUCCCAAUCAAGCCCUUCCAGGUUACCUGUAUAGACUCUCAUUAACAGCACUGAUACAGUACAACAUACAUGUCCUUGACACUUUGCUACCCUUCCUAUUCUUGGGAGGUGGCUGCUAUUUUUUUUUUGCCUUGUGAAUCUUGCCAGGAAUGUGGAAAACUCCAUUAAUCAGGUGUGGGGGGAGGAGGGGGGAAGGGAGGGAAUCUCCUCCAAAAAAGGAUGAUCAGACUAG
Molecule: messenger RNA, 2469 nt
Organism: Chelonia mydas (Green sea turtle)
Lineage: Eukaryota; Metazoa; Chordata; Testudines; Cheloniidae
Gene: IQCJ
Product: IQ motif containing J
Exons: 6
Coding region: 553-975 (140 amino acids)
Source: RefSeq, a predicted model, not a curated record